CGGCAGACGCCGAGCUGCUGCUCUUCGCUUCGCCUCGCUUCGCCUCGCUACUGCUACUCUCUGCCUGCUGCUUUCCAACUCGCCGCCGCGAGUCCCCUCCUCCUCCUCUCGCUCCCGCUCCUUACCUCCAUCGCUGCCUCGUCGAUCCUCGCUCUCCCGGCGAAACCUUUUCACCUACCUGCUGCGCUUCUCUCACACCUAUUCUUCCGUCGAUUUGUAGCUCACAUUUCAGGCCCCUUUUGCCCCUUCCCACCUCCCCCUUCAUCGCUUCUCUUUCCUUCUCAUUCCAGUCUGGUGUGUCAGUUGUUUUGAAGCUCGUCGUUUUACCACGAGUUUAUGUUACUGGUCUACUGAAGAUCGCUCAGGAAGAGUUGAGAAUUUUGGUGUUGUGAGAGCGGUUUCGGGAGUUGGAUUGCGAAUUCUGGUAGUCUGUGUGGAGUGGGAACUGGGGCUGUGCUUAGAGUUUCUGGAAGGUUUACGUUGCGAUGGGUGGUUCUUUAGAAGAUUGAGCUGUUUCGGGCGGUGGAAUUGAUGUCUGGAGCAGUUGGAGAAGACAUCCGUCGUGGUUUUUGGGUGCUUUGAAUUCGGUUCCUUGGACUUUAUUGCGCUUCGAGCGCUUUGACCUGGCCGAGGACGUAAUGAAACGAGCCACAUAAUAGCAUUUGAGAAGGGGUGUAAUUAAAAUCCUCACAACAAAGUGUUGAUCUCGGAAUUUAAUCUAAUUAUGAGCACCACAAACUCGGAGUCCGAGGUCCAGAGAUCAUGCGAGGAAGAGGACAAGACGGAGAACGGAUACUCGCACGAGGAGAAUGGGGACAUGACCAACAAUGGAUUGACUUCAGCAUCCUGGCGUGCCUCAAGCAGAGCUAAAAAAUCUCAACAAUCUCUGCUCACGCUGGCUUUUCCUAUUUCAAGAGUACGCAGGCUUGUGAAGAGUGAGGGCGAUAUUCAGUGGGUGGGUGUGGAGGCUGGCUUUCUCAUUGCCAAAGCCACUGAAAUUUUCUUGGAGAAGCUAGUUGAGGAUGCUUUUGAAAGGAUGCAAGGCAACGGGCAGGCAUCGAUCCUUUAUCCCCAUUUAUCAUCUCAUGUUGCGAGUUCGGAGAGACUGGAAUUUCUUUCAGAUAUAGUGCCUGUGAGGAUUCCAGCUGCAGCUGCUCUUCGAAACGCUUCAAUGACCGACAAGUAGGUCUAUUAACACAUCCUACUCGGGCGCUAAGUGCCUACUUAAGUCAUCACAAACCUUCUCAAGCAGAUGUCAACCAGGUAGUGCACCAGGAUUUUGGGCUUGAUAGUUUAACUUACCGUGAAAGCAUGAAUCACCGUAGAUGCAUGUAAAUUGUGCAACAAAGUCAACUUGGAUUAGUGGUAAUUAGGAUUUCAGAAAGUCUACUCCAGGAUAACCUUAUCUAAAUAUAAUUGUAUAAUGACCAAUUGCAAGGCAUUUUAACAUGUGUUUACUAUCUAUGAUCUUA
This is a messenger RNA of Physcomitrium patens, 1472 nucleotides long. RefSeq names its product DNA polymerase epsilon subunit C. Gene Ontology annotation, biological process: regulation of DNA-templated transcription. NCBI's taxonomy places the organism in Eukaryota, Viridiplantae, Streptophyta, Bryopsida, Funariales, Funariaceae. Gene Ontology annotation, cellular component: nucleus. The record is from RefSeq and is a predicted model, not a curated record. Gene Ontology annotation, molecular function: transcription cis-regulatory region binding; protein heterodimerization activity.